AUGUCAUGUUCUUCUAGUGCCGGAUUGAGAUCGGAUUCUUCUUGGUGUGAAUUCUUGUUCCUUGGCUUUGCCUUUAGUUACCAUGAGCAACCCCAGAUUUCAUUUUGGGUGGGAGGGUACAUCUUUCUUGCUAUAACCAGGCUCAAUGAGAGUUUGAGAGCCAUGAAUGAGCCAAACAUUAGCACUGGUCUGGUUGGGUCUGGAGUUCAACAUAGGCUUGUAAUCGACUCAAAGCAAAGUAGGGGAGGAGAGUUGAUUGAGACCGCCAUAGAUAUGGCUUGGGAUGUUAUUGGUUUUGGUCGUGUUGAUUGCUUGUUCAUGGAGUUUUUCUUUAUACAGUUGGCUGCAGCUGCACUGCAUUAG
Messenger RNA from Linum trigynum, 363 nucleotides. NCBI's taxonomy places the organism in Eukaryota, Viridiplantae, Streptophyta, Magnoliopsida, Malpighiales, Linaceae. The record is from the annotation of a GenBank genome assembly.